AUGGAUGUGCUCAGCCCUGGUCAGGGCAACAACACCACAUCACCACCGGCUCCCUUUGAGACCGGCGGCAACACUAGUGGUAUCUCCGACGUGACCUUCAGCUACCAAGUGAUCACCUCUCUGCUGCUGGGCACGCUCAUCUUCUGCGCGGUGCUGGGCAAUGCGUGCGUGGUGGCUGCCAUCGCCUUGGAGCGCUCCCUGCAGAACGUGGCCAAUUAUCUUAUUGGCUCUUUGGCGGUCACCGACCUCAUGGUGUCGGUGUUGGUGCUGCCCAUGGCCGCGCUGUAUCAGGUGCUCAACAAGUGGACACUGGGCCAGGUCACCUGCGACCUGUUCAUCGCCCUCGACGUGCUGUGCUGCACCUCAUCCAUCUUGCACCUGUGCGCCAUCGCGCUGGACAGGUACUGGGCCAUCACGGACCCCAUCGACUACGUGAACAAGAGGACGCCCCGGCGCGCCGCUGCGCUCAUCUCGCUCACUUGGCUUAUUGGCUUCCUCAUCUCUAUCCCGCCCAUGCUGGGCUGGCGCACCCCGGAAGACCGCUCGGACCCCGACGCAUGCACCAUUAGCAAGGAUCAUGGCUACACUAUCUAUUCCACCUUUGGAGCUUUCUACAUCCCGCUGCUGCUCAUGCUGGUUCUCUAUGGGCGCAUAUUCCGAGCUGCGCGCUUCCGCAUCCGCAAGACGGUCAAAAAGGUGGAGAAGACCGGAGCGGACACCCGCCAUGGAGCAUCUCCCGCCCAGCAGCCCAAGAAGAGUGUGAAUGGAGAGUCGGGGAGCAGGAACUGGAGGCUGGGCGUGGAGAGCAAGGCUGGGGGUGCUCUGUGCGCCAAUGGCGCGGUGAGGCAAGGUGACGAUGGCGCCGCCCUGGAGGUGAUCGAGGUGCACCGAGUGGGCAACUCCAAAGAGCACUUGCCUCUGCCCAGCGAGGCUGGUCCUACCCCUUGUGCCCCCGCCUCUUUCGAGAGGAAAAAUGAGCGCAACGCCGAGGCGAAGCGCAAGAUGGCCCUGGCCCGAGAGAGGAAGACAGUGAAGACGCUGGGCAUCAUCAUGGGCACCUUCAUCCUCUGCUGGCUGCCCUUCUUCAUCGUGGCUCUUGUUCUGCCCUUCUGCGAGAGCAGCUGCCACAUGCCCACCCUGUUGGGCGCCAUAAUCAAUUGGCUGGGCUACUCCAACUCUCUGCUUAACCCCGUCAUUUACGCAUACUUCAACAAGGACUUUCAAAACGCGUUUAAGAAGAUCAUUAAGUGUAAGUUCUGCCGCCAGUGA
Pan troglodytes (chimpanzee) is the source of this 1269-nucleotide messenger RNA. It is a transcript of the gene HTR1A, whose product is annotated as 5-hydroxytryptamine receptor 1A. Bases 1 to 1269 code for a protein of 422 amino acids. Gene Ontology annotation, biological process: regulation of hormone secretion; positive regulation of MAPK cascade; regulation of behavior. The record is from RefSeq and is marked provisional. Gene Ontology annotation, molecular function: G protein-coupled serotonin receptor activity. Gene Ontology annotation, cellular component: plasma membrane. The transcript has a single exon. NCBI's taxonomy places the organism in Eukaryota, Metazoa, Chordata, Mammalia, Primates, Hominidae.